CCAUUUUACCUGGUCAUGGAAUUGGUUUUGGGAGGUGCACUUAACGAUUAUCUCAAGAAAAAGGGCAGAACAGCAAAAAUCUCCAAGAGGACACAGAUUCUUUACGAGGCAGCUCUGGGAAUCGAGUAUCUGCACGCUAAAGGAUGUAUUCAUCGAGAUAUAGCGGCACGGAACCUGCUUCUGGACAAGGUUGUUAAGGUUGCCGAUUUCGGUCUAACACGGAAAUCCAAAUCGUACAAAGUGAACCCGGACAAGCCCAUGAAUCUGCGUUGGCUUGCACCAGAUGUAUAUCAUACGGGAAUC
This is a messenger RNA of Ostertagia ostertagi, 303 nucleotides long. The record is from the annotation of a GenBank genome assembly. NCBI's taxonomy places the organism in Eukaryota, Metazoa, Nematoda, Chromadorea, Rhabditida, Trichostrongylidae.